Messenger RNA from Funneliformis caledonium, 137 nucleotides. Lineage: Eukaryota; Fungi; Glomeromycota; Glomeromycetes; Glomerales; Glomeraceae. The record is from the annotation of a GenBank genome assembly.
AAGAAGAAGCUCUUUUAGAACCUUUAAUUUUAAGCCAAAAUGAGCCAACAAAUGAAGAAAUGAAGAAAAUGUUAAAUAACUUGUCAGAUGAAUGGAAUUUAAGCAGCAUAUUUAAUAUCAAAGGAAAAAAAGAAUAG